UCGGAAGAUGAAAUGGCACAGCUCCAGAAGUUGUCAGCCGAGUUCCAGCCUGAGGUGACGGGACCUCUUGUUGGCGAGAAACAACUGACCAGUGCUCUCAUCGAAGAGUAUGCUGCUGCCGAUCCAGUCUAUCGCACAAAAACUUCGGCACUUCCUCUCAAGUACUCUCACUAUCGUACUACUCGUGGUGAUGGAAGAUGUGGUUGGAGAGCCGUCGCCUUCGGCUAUUUCGAGAAUCUCUUCCGCGCCGGUGACAGACACAAGUUCUUGGAGGAGGAAACUCGUCUCAAGUCGUUGGGCAAUGUCAUCAACAUGGCUGGCUACAGCCAGUUCAUCUGGGAAGAUUUUGCCGAUGAAAUAUAUGCUCUGUUGCGCAAAUGCAUGUCGGCUUCCUCGGCCAACUCUGAAGCCUUUCUACUUGAGCACUUCAACAAUGAAGAGAUUCAAAAUCAGAUCAUCACAUAUCUGAAGACCCUCACCUCGGCUUGGAUGAAGACUCGUGCCAAAGACUACGCUCCUUUUGUGCUCCCCCACACCGUCGCCAGUUACUGCGAUGCCAACAUCGACCCUCAUCAGAUCGAGAUUGACCACCCUGGAAUGCAAGCUCUGACUGAUGUCUUGCUCAAGCCCGCUGGUAUCGCUCUGGAAAUCAUCUACCUCGAUCGUAGCGCUGGUGUUGAGGUGAACGCGCAUCAGUUUGCGCCCGACCUCACUCAUGCCCACACCAUUCGCCUUCUCUACAGACCUGGUCAUUACGAUAUACUGUAUCAGCCGGAUCAAAUCUUCUCGCAGCCCCCGCCAAGUCAGCCUAUCGCUGUACCCACAUACUUGCAGUCUUCUCUCCACCACUACGAGGAACCUGUCAUGGAUCUUGGCAUGUCCGACUUCAUGACCAUGAUUCCUGGCAUGUCACUGCUGUCCAACCAAUCCAACUGG
Messenger RNA from Aureobasidium namibiae CBS 147.97, 936 nucleotides. Its product is annotated as cysteine proteinase. The annotation marks the transcript as partial. Lineage: Eukaryota; Fungi; Ascomycota; Dothideomycetes; Dothideales; Saccotheciaceae. Gene Ontology annotation, cellular component: nucleus. The record is from RefSeq and is a predicted model, not a curated record. Gene Ontology annotation, biological process: protein K48-linked deubiquitination. Gene Ontology annotation, molecular function: ubiquitin binding; cysteine-type deubiquitinase activity. The transcript is spliced from 6 exons.